Mangifera indica (mango) is the source of this 1462-nucleotide messenger RNA. Its product is annotated as putative cyclin-D6-1. The coding region runs from base 92 to 1255 and encodes 387 amino acids. Gene Ontology annotation, cellular component: nucleus; cytoplasm; cyclin-dependent protein kinase holoenzyme complex. The transcript has 6 exons. Gene Ontology annotation, biological process: regulation of cyclin-dependent protein serine/threonine kinase activity; mitotic cell cycle phase transition. The record is from RefSeq and is a predicted model, not a curated record. Gene Ontology annotation, molecular function: cyclin-dependent protein serine/threonine kinase regulator activity. NCBI's taxonomy places the organism in Eukaryota, Viridiplantae, Streptophyta, Magnoliopsida, Sapindales, Anacardiaceae.
CCGCAGAGCAAAAAUGGCCCUGAGCCUAUCUGAUCCCAGCCCCCAUGUUUUCCUUCCCGAUAAAAUCGAGAGGGUAGCUUAGCAUUUGUCAAUGCAAAGGAUUCCUGGAAGAAUUAAGAAACGAGAAAGAGUGAAGUUCAAGUCUCUUUUAAUAAAGAAAUCGCAUCAUCACUCUAGCACUUUCUCUCUGUCUACUGCUAGCAACCAAUUUUAUCAUCACUACAUUUGUCUUUCAAGAACUGAAUGUAUAUGCUCUUCUACUCACCAACUGAUCUUUCAUUCACUCACUCAAAUGGAGUUCAAUCUUGAAUACCCUUUUACAAAUUUCCAAGACCUUGUCCUUGACGAUGAUACAGAAAACUUAUCAUCCCUCUUCCUCGUUGAAUCUGAUCACAUGCCUUCAGAGGACUAUAUCAAGUCUCUCAAGAGCACUUCUUCUGAUUUCUCUCUUAGGCAACAGGCCGUCUCUUUAAUCUUCCAGUUUUCCUGUGGCUUCGAUCCGUUUUUAUCGUAUCUUGCUUCCAAUUACAUGGAUCGGUUUUUGUCAAGCCAAGUAAUGCCGCAACCAGAUCCUCGGAUGCUUCAGCUUCUUGCAAUCUCUUGCUUAUCUCUGGCGGCAAAGAUGAGGAAAAUGGAGUUCACUCUCACUCAUUUUAGGGGUGAUGCAGGACUAAUAUUUGACACACAAACAAUAGAGCGAAUGGAGUAUGUCAUCUUGGGAGCUCUGAACUGGAGAAUGCGUUCAGUUACUCCCUUUUCUUUCCUCUCCUUUUUCAUUUCUCUGUUCAAUCUCAAAGACCCACCAUUAAAACACGCUCUUAAAGCUCGUGCAGGUGAAAUCAUUUUCAAAUCUCAAAGCGAUAUCGAGAUUUUAGAGUUCAAGCCAUCAAUAAUCGCUGCAUCGGCUCUUCUCUUUGCUUCUCGUGAACUAUUUCCUAUGCAAUUCCAUUGCUUUAGGAAGGCAAUUUCAAACUCUUCAUACGUAAGUAAGGAAAAGACGUUGGAGUGCUUCAAUUGCAUAGAAGAGAUAGUGAUGGAUGGAUACGAGUCAGCGUUUGAAACUGUGUCCAGCUCGGACACGCCAGUCAAUGAGCUUGACCGGCGAUUUUCAAGCGCAGAAAGUGAUAAGACUCUUGGCUCCACAGCCACCAAUGCUCAGCAGAGGUUAGAGAGAGUUGCCAAGAGGAGAAAAAAAAUGAAUGGUUUCUGUGACAAUCACCAGCCUUCGACUGAUGCAACUGAUUUCUACAAUUAAUCAAUCGCCUGGUCCAUUUGAGAGCGACCCCAGCUAGAGGUUGCUUCAAAUAAACAAGUAAAAUUAUUAUUAAAAAGAAUUGGCGAGUAGUUGAUGUUUCAUGGACAAAAUCAUUGCAACAGAUCUCAGUACGACCCAUUUGCUAUGUUAGCUAAAAGAAAUUAAAAUCAAUGAAGGCUCUGAGAAAGAGAAUAUAAUUUUUGUUUC